Molecule: messenger RNA, 3750 nt
Organism: Phytophthora nicotianae INRA-310
Lineage: Eukaryota; Oomycota; Peronosporomycetes; Peronosporales; Peronosporaceae
Exons: 6
Coding region: 187-3300 (1037 amino acids)
Molecular function (GO): protein binding; calcium ion binding
Source: RefSeq, a predicted model, not a curated record
UCCUCGCAGCAUUGACGUCUCGGUUCCAAAAAUUGGCCUUGCAUCCACUUUUAGUACAGCGCAAGAGUACUUCUCAACAACCACAUACCAGCAACAAGCCACUCGAAUUGACCUGAAAAACGUUGCUCGCAUUUUCAACUGUCGCGGCCCUUCGAGGGCAAAUCGGGCUCGCAUUCCUAUUAAGCAAUGGGAGGUCGGUUCUCUCGGGUGCAGUAUCGAGAGCAUGACGCCGCUGUUUUGGGUCACUUAGUGCUGCUUACUCAAGUCUGGGGGCUCGAUGAGAUUGCAUACCUGUCGACAAGACUGCGGCGACUGUCGUUCAACUUUUGCCUGACUUUCCAGCAAUUCGAAGACCUCGUAGGUCUUCGUAAUAACCCGUUGUUCAAAACGAUGCUGCAUCGCUGGUUCACCACCUUCCAGAACACACACAGCAGUACCAUCGUAAACGGACUUGAAUUCCUAACAGCACUUGCACUGACCACUGCGGAUGGGAAACUCGACGAGAAAGCAGGUGCCGUCUUUGACAUUUUCGACUUUGACGACUCCGGUGCCAUCACCCGCGAUGAAUUGGGAAUACUCAUCAAGUCAGCCGUUCGUGGUCUUUCUAAAGCUACAAAAGGUCUUGGUCCGAGGCUUGCAGCACUGUGUCCCAUGAGUGAAGUAGCUGAGCUAACUCGCCAGUGCUUUGUGCACUGUGAUCUGGAUGACGAGCAAGACCUGCCUCGUACGCGCUUUAUUUUGUGGGUUAAACAGACGCCAAAGAUCGUGAACUUACUGCGUUGUUUCGUGCAGCGAGAGUAUCUGUCAGAAGACGAGGCUGCCGUGAUGAUCCAGCGUUGUAGUCGUGGUAUGUUGGCACGGCGCGAAGCAGCCGAGCGUCGUCUUGAGAUCCAACUCGAAGUCGAGCAGGAAUUAUCACAAGCAGCCCAGAAAAUUCAGGACGUGGUCGUCACGCGUAAAAAGAAGCGAGAGCGGCUACGACAGCAAAAAGUGGAGCAAUUUGCUCAUCAUGGCGCGGUCUAUUCGUUCGGCGCUAAUUCACGAGCUCAGUUAGGUCACUCACACUUGGAACUCUCUCGACAUGUAGCCUCGCCAUUGCUAGCGGCAUUUUUCAAGAACAACGAGUUGCGUAUCUCUCGCGUAGCUUUGAGUGAGACGCAUGCCAGUGCUGUGACAUCCGAUGGUCAAGUUUUCACGUGGGGUGCAGGUGUACCUGGUUCCUUUGGGUUUCUCUUGCCACCGCAGUUGCAUAAUGGUAGCAGUUUUAGUGGAGGAGGUGGGGUUAUUCGCAAACAACCCACAAGAGUGGACGAUCUGAACGAUGCUGUUAUUGUUGACUCACGACUUGGUAGCCACCAUUCAGUUGCGUUAAGUGCUGGAGGAAUCGUUUAUACUUGGGGAUCUGGUGGCUAUGGACAACUCGGACACGGGGACUUUACUGUGACGGACGAGAACUCGGAGCGUAGUGAUGCCAUUUUCCGGUCCCAAUUCGACCCUCACACAGGUAGAGAAUACCCAGUGAUCGAUUUGCCAUUGCAAUUAGACUCUAGUUACUUCGAGGAGAUGCGAGUGACACAAGUGGCGUGUGGUUAUUACUUCACUCUAGUCGUGACUGAGGACGGCAGUGUGUUUAGCUGGGGGGAAGGAUCCGAUGGACAAUUAGGUCUUGGCUACUCGGAUUCCUUUCGAGUAGGCUUUCUGGAUCCAAACAUAAAUGGCAGCAAUUUCGUGUACAUACCCUCUCCUACGAGGAUCGACGCACUUAAGGAGCCUAUCGAGAGUGUUGCAGUAGGUGGUAAUCAUGUCUUCGCUGUCGGACGUGCUCCAAAAAGACAAGUUUUCGAAUGGGGAGCUUGGAAACGACGUGGUGCAAGUGAUGCGCGUGAAAGUGCCUUCACACCUCUCGAAAAUAGCGCACUUUCCGCCUUAAGCGUGCAGCAAAUUGCAACGGGAAGGGAGCACGCACUUGCUGUAACUUCACGUGUUCAAGUAUCACUUACCGUCGAUCAGUUUCCAUAUCGAGCCAGCAGUCCUAGAGAGGAGGAAAAGAAAACAGAGGACGAGUCUCUGCGUACCAUAGCGUUGUGCGCACGUUUUGGAUCUCAGCCGACACAACUCUUACGUGCCAUUUCAGGGUCAGUCUUCGCUCUCCCACUGCCCACCGCUGAGUUCGCUUUAGGAACGUCUUCAGCAGCUUCUGCAGCAUUGAGCGCUGCAGUGUACGAUCGCUCAGAUUCACACAUUCGAUCGAGUUUAACGCGUUGUACUGGUAUGAUCGCACUGAUUGAUCGAGGGGCGUCUACGGGUUGUUGGAUAUCGCUACUCAUAGACUCAACGCGACCGACAGAGCUGCUGGAGAUCCCGUGUGUACCAGCAGCUUUUGGUCCACCACUGAACGCCACAGGUGUACGCGCACAGUUGUUCUACUCACCCGAGCGAUUGUCAAGUCUGCGUUUGUAUGUCCGGCCGGAUGAAAUCGUCGGUCGUAUAGCUGUGCUAGAUUUUGGCCAAGAAGAUGUCGCCUUUGAUGCUGAUGCACUUGAUGCAAGUGAACUCAUCGGACGUCUUAUGAAGUCUCUAGUUUCACUUGUUAAGGACGCACAGGAGGCUGGUGCUGUUGCUGUGGUGAUCCUUUUUGACUUCCUUGAGGCGGAUGCCUUUGCGCUUGAGGUGGAUGAAGAGAACGACAACUACAAGAUCCCUGCUGUCAUGAUACGCAAAAGUCAUUAUGGCGAAUUGCUGCUUGAGCAGCUACAGACACCAGGAAAGAGACCCUGGUCGAUUUUGUCAAGCAAAGAGGACAUUCUGGGAAAGCAGAUACUAACAGCGCAGAAAGCUGGAGCCAAGGCUGUGGUGGUUGCUCAGACUCGCGUUGAUCCAGACGCAAUAAGGUUGGGAAUGAAUGUGUUUGGUCCGGGUGAAAGUGAGAAAGCACCCAGCACUUCAGGCGUGAAGAUACCCGUUAUAUCAAUUCCCUACAAGAUUGGCGCCAGGAUGAAGGCAAGGUUGGACGGUGUAGAGGCCGACGACUCGCAGUGUCGAAUAGCUCUCACCGGAUCGGGGACGCUUUAUGCGUGGGGACUUGCUGAAAAUGGUCGUCUUGGACUGGUACGUAGCAAAUUGGGCUGUCACCGUCUAGCGCUUUUCCACGUGGAUUAUUACAUCGUGUUGCUAUCUGCCAAAGGGCGACAUCGAGAACGAGAAGCUGUUUCAAUCUGGAUACGACGGCGCUCGGCAGAAGAGCUACCAGUUCGUACAGGACCCGGAGGUCGUGUCGGCUUUAAUCUCAAAGGAGAUUAGUCAUAUCUCUUGUGGCGAGGAUCACUCCGCUGCUGUUUCCAGUACGUUCCUCUGGACUGAAAGUACAUCGUUGACUUUGCCCUAACAUUUUAAUUCUUUAGGCGAUGGCACGUUGUAUUGCUGGGGCAGCGGGCGAGACGGGAAACUUGGCACCGGGUCCUUAGACGAUGAAGAUACUCCCGUGACAAUCGAUGCGCUAUCCUCCGUCAAGGUUGCUCGGGUAGAGUGCGGCGUCAGACAAACGCUGGUAGUCACUCAAAACCCUUCACUACAGAGCACAUAGCAUUGCAUCGUAAUGAUCGAUGUAGCUGAUCAAUGCCUUGCGCCGCUGUGUCGCGCAGGUUAUCGUAUAUAUCAAUGGUCAGUGCCACAUUCCAAAUUCCGACGCAAAACGAAUCUCAGGAAUCAGAAAUCCUUGUAAGAAAUUCGCAAAACUUCACAAAAUUUCAC